Molecule: messenger RNA, 1162 nt
Organism: Pistacia vera
Lineage: Eukaryota; Viridiplantae; Streptophyta; Magnoliopsida; Sapindales; Anacardiaceae
Product: secretory carrier-associated membrane protein 4
Exons: 12
Coding region: 114-926 (270 amino acids)
Biological process (GO): protein transport
Cellular component (GO): recycling endosome membrane; trans-Golgi network membrane
Source: RefSeq, a predicted model, not a curated record
CUUCCCAUCCCGCGUUACACACAAGCGAAAGAUUAAAGCGGAGAAUUGAGUCUAGUGAAGUAAGAGUCGGCAAAAUUUGGUGCAAAAUUUAGGGAUCUGAAACUUCAAUAGCUAUGCAUCGCCACCACGAUCCCAACCCCUUCGAUGAAGAAGAAGUCAAUCCAUUUUCGAAAGGUGCGGCUGCUCCUGGAUCGAGGUCACACAUUCCUCAUUUCCCAUCUGAACCUGUGGGAUUCGGGCAGAAAUACGAUGCUACAGUUGAUAUUCCACUCGAUAAUAUGAAUGAUUCUAAGAAAAGAGAGAGAGAGCUUGCUUCAUGGGAAGCAGAUCUUAAAAGGAGGGAAAAGGAAAUAAAACGGAGAGAAGAAGCUGUUACUAAAGCGGGUGAUAUCCCAACCGAUAAUAGAAAUUGGCCACCAUUUUUUCCAAUUAUUCAUCAUGACAUUUCAAAAGAGAUACCAGUUCAUGCUCAAAGGCUGCAGUAUCUUGCUUUUGCAAGUUGGUUAGGUAUAGUUCUUUGUCUUGUAUUCAACAUGGUUGCGGUGAUUGUCUGUUGGAUUAAAGGGGGAGGUGUCAAAAUUUUUUUCCUUGCAACUAUCUAUGCUCUGCUUGGAUGCCCCCUUUCAUACGUUCUUUGGUACAGGCCUCUUUAUAGAGCAAUGAGGACAGAUAGUGCAUUGAAAUUCAGCUGGUUUUUCUUGUUCUACAUGAUCCACAUCUUGUUUUGCAUAUUUGCUGCUAUUGCUCCUCCUGUUGUCUUUCAUGGGAAGUCAUUGGCGGGCAUUCUGGCAGCAAUUGAUGUCAUCUCUGACAGCGUUUUGGCUGGGAUUUUCUACUUUGUUGGAUUUGGCCUGUUUUGCUUAGAGUCACUUCUAAGCCUCUGGGUUAUUCAGAAAAUUUAUUUGUUUUUCAGGGGGAACAAGUGAGAUAUGAUUUUGGUUGGUUCCAAUUCAAAAUUGCAGCGACACUGUGAGAGGCUUGUUUAGUAUAUUCUGCUACCUUUGCCGAUGUCUAUUUCAUUAUUCUGCUGAUUAUAUGGGCUUUUCUUCCCUUUUUCUAGGUAAAGAUUUGUACAAGUUGAUACAAUAAGUUUGUCAAAUAUGUUUUAGGUACUCUCGGUCUUAUUUUUACGUAUGAUAUAUAGUAGUAUUCUCUUGUUUUA